This is a messenger RNA of Amborella trichopoda, 1863 nucleotides long. The record is from RefSeq and is a predicted model, not a curated record. NCBI's taxonomy places the organism in Eukaryota, Viridiplantae, Streptophyta, Magnoliopsida, Amborellales, Amborellaceae.
AGAAAAUGGCCUUAAAGCUUGAAUUCUUUGAAAUUAAGUUUUUCGGAGUUUUGGGGCGAGAGGCAAUGGAUCAAAAAGAGAGAAAGUGCAGGUUGAUUGGGGAUUAUAUACUUGGGCCAAAGAUAAGUAAGGGGUCGUUCUCUGAGGUGUGGCUUGCGAGGCAUAGAUACAAGGGAUGGUUGGUGGCAGUAAAGGAGAUUGACAGGAAAACGUUUGCUAACAAACUGAGCGAGAACCUUCUUAAGGAGAUUUCAAUACUCAGACAAAUCCAUCACCCUAACAUAAUUCGACUUCAUGAAACAAUUGUGCUUGAAUACAAAAUAUUCCUUGUAAUGGAGUAUUGUAUUGGGGGUGAUCUUGCUGCAUACAUUCAACGCCAUGGAAGAGUUGCAGAGGACAAGGCUCGGCACUUUAUGAGGCAUUUAGCUUUAGAAUUACAAGUUCUUCGUGCAAACAAUCUCAUCCGUAGAGAUUUAAAACCACAGAAUCUUUUGUUGUCAUCAAAUAAUGAAAACCCAAUGCUAAAGAUUGGAGAUUUUGGUUUCGCCAGGCAUCUGCAUCCUCAAGGACUGGCAGAAACAGUGUGUGGUUCUUCGCUAUAUAUGGCUGUCGAGUGUUGACAAGGAAACCACCAUUUGAUGGAAAUAAUCAAUUUCUGCUUUUUCAGAACAUAUUGAAGUCUACUGAUUUCAGUUUCCACCAGAUGUUAUUAGGGAACUACAUCCUGAUUGCAUUGAUAUGUGUAGAAAGCCUUUUACAUCGUAAUCCAGUUGAGUGAUUAACAUUCGAGGAGUUCUUCAAUCACAAAUUAUUGGCUCUUAGGCCAUUGCAGGUUCUCCAGCAUCGGGCACCAGUAACAGAAGACAUGCUUCCAGUUACACGAAGGAAAAAAUUAAUAUGAAGGAAGAGAGGGAAAUUUCUUAGCGCGAGGGAAGAAACUGAAUACGUGCAGAAUUUUCACGGAAAAAUGCUAACCCACAAGUUAACGCUUUUCACCAUUUUCUAAAAUUCAACUCCAACCUAUUUUUUUGGGGAUCCUGAUAUUGGGGCGUUAUUCUUUUGAGAAAGUUAACCUUGAAUUAAAGAAUGUGAGUACAAGAAGCUAGGCAAACCACAAGCUGAUGCACUAGGGAGAAAGAAAGAGAAAGAAACAGAAUCCUUCUUUUUGGGAGUUACAAUCGAAGAGCAACCCAAAAAAAGACGCCGAUCCAAAAAGUCAUGCUAGUUUUCUGCCAAAGAUGCCGCUGCUUUAGUGAGGUGUUGGUUUCCUGGUUUCCUUCUCUCCAGAUAUGCCUCCAAGAGAUAUGCAGAUCUCAUCGAAAUACUGAGCCAGGAACCAGGGAGGUGGGGUGGAAGAGGGCAUCUGCACCCAUGAGAUGACGUUCUUUGAAUCCCCCUCAAUACUAAUAGAGAGGAAGGUUAGGGAUUGAACUAGCUUGAGUCCUUCCAACAGUGCAACUGUUACAGCUUCCAAAGAAUCAGCAUGACCUAGAGGUUUCGAGAUAGAGGCCACCGUUGUACCAAGGUGGUCCUUGACGAUAGCACCUACUCCAGAUGACCCAGGAUUUCCGAGGGAGCAACCAUCAAAGUUGAGCUUAAGAUGUCCGAGUGUAGGAGGUCUCCACAAGGCUGCCUGAGGUAAACGCUUGUGGCUGUAUGGAAGAAACAGCAGUCCAAUUUUGGGCAAAGGCUGAGGUAGAGAACCCUUUGAAUCAAUGGUGACUGGACACCUAGAAAACCACCGUGGAUUUGAACAUGGCGAAGGUCUUGUUGUAGUCGUUGUUGUCUUUUAUGUCAAAGUUAUCAAUUUUGUAUACUUUUUUAUGGGUGCGGUUUGUAUAGAGCUGAGGCUCUAAACAAUCA